Molecule: messenger RNA, 1053 nt
Organism: Penicillium maclennaniae
Lineage: Eukaryota; Fungi; Ascomycota; Eurotiomycetes; Eurotiales; Aspergillaceae
Exons: 1
Coding region: 1-1053 (350 amino acids)
Source: RefSeq, a predicted model, not a curated record
AUGCCCGACAUGCCGGCGGUUUUUAUCCCGUCGACGUCUCCCCCUAAAGUCGAUCUCGCCAGCGCCAACUCUCAACUCUUCCAAGUCCCUGCCUCCGCCUCCGCAUCCUCCUCGCUAUACUCCCUCUCCGUGAGUCGCAAGCGCCCACGCCGCGACACCGAAAAGCUCUCAUCCAAAUUCGAUUUUUCAUCGGGAGAUGCCAGCCCUUCCCUGCUCGAGUCUGAAUACCGCAAAACAAGCGGUCGCCAUGACUUCCACACCACUGCUGAUCUUGACUGUCGUCCGAACCGCUAUCGCGAGUCUUUCCUCCCACCAUCGUUGGACGCCAGUAUGGAGACAAUAGAUCAGAACACCCCAGAAAAUAGCCGCAAGCGCAGCCGCCGCGACUCUUGUAUUGCAUCACCGUCAGCGGAUGGUGCUGAUACCCCGACACGACUUGGAUGGGGACGCACGGUGAUUAAGGCAGUCGGCAAAGUACUAGACUUGUGCUGGACUGGCGCAUUCCGCGGAUUCUAUGCUGGGGGUGGUCAAGGUUACGAUAUGCAAACCGGGUCACCAGCACAAUUCACUGCGACCUGGCAUUCUCCUGCUUCCGUGGAGAAAGAUCCGAUCUUUCGAACACCCAUCCCAGGUCAGUAUCCCGAGGAAGACAUCGAGCGAAGCUGGGUGGUUGUCCCCACUGAACCUACCGACCCAUUCAUCGGCGAAAGUAUGGGGAGUCCAUCUCUGAAAGCUCGUCGUGUUCACCCGGCGUCCACUCCCCGUCGGCGACCAGCCGUGAUGCCUCGACUGAACAAGAGAGCGGCUCCAUCUGCUUUACGGCCUUUGACACCUACCAAAGGAGUGGGCUUGGGUCUUCCGUCUCCGCGAUCAAGAGAUGGCCCAGGAUCGGCUGAAGUGCAGAGACAAGCUGCUCGGUUACGCCGCAGAGAGCGUGAAGAAGAUGCUAGUAUCCAGCGCUUAAACAAACAACUACAAGCGAUGAUUCGCGAGGGCAAGGAGGCCCUCGGUACCACGGUCGAAGUGGAUGAUUUUGAGAUGGAUUACGAUUGA